UUGUUGAUAGGGGGAGCCAUCGAUGAGGUGCAGCACAGUGGAAAAUCCCAGAUCGAAAUAAAAAGGCAGAGUAGUAAGGAGCUUCGGUGUGGCAAAUCCCACAUCGAAAAAUAGGGCUGAAGUGGGAAUUCAACAAAUCAAACAUUCAACCUUUUGCAAUAAUGUCAUCAUUGAAGGGUUCUCCAGAUUGAAGCUGAUUUGUCCUGGUCCUAGCUAGUACUAUCCACCUUGUAUGCAUGGCAUGGUUGUGUUAAAUGAUGAACAAGAAUUAUGUUUAUGUGACACCUAGCCUGGUGCAAGCAUUUCUUUUCUUCACUCAUCAUCAACUGUGCUUAUUGCAAGAAAAAUAAGCACUUAAGAUGUCUUGUAAGAACUUAAGAUUAGGUAGGAUAUACAUGCAAUGACCGCUAGCUCUGGAGCAAGCAUUUCUUUUCUUCACUUAUCAUCACCUGUGCUCAUUCCGAAGGACAUGUCCCUCCUAUUGUCGAACCUGAAUCUCCUAUUGGUUAGUUAGUUUUCCUUGUAAUGAUGAUCAUUAACGCAAAGCUGGGAAAACACAUUUAUGAGAGUAGUAGCAUGCACAGGGAUGAUCCCACAUCGGAAAAGGAAAGAAAUGGAAGAAAUGAAAGUGUCCAGCAGUGAAAAGAGCUCACUCUCAACUCUAGUGAUCAAGCCAAUAGAAUGCACCAAUCAGAAGAGGCAAUGAUAAUAACAUGAGGCAAAAUCAAGAGGCAAAAUCAAGUGUAGCGAGGAUGAAUAUGUUGAGUUGGUGGAGUAGACAUACAAAGCAAAAAUUGAAGGAAUUCAAGAAAAACUUGGACUCAAAGUCUAUAUAGUAACGUUGUGAUUUCAAAAAGUACUACAUCAAAUAAAUAGACAAAGUAGCGAGGAGGUUUGGAGCUGUAUUUCUAUACAUAUUGUGAUGUCCCACAUCGGUGAUUGAAAAGAAGGCACUGAGUUGCUAUUGUUACAAAGCAAUAGUGUUUGUUGUUGCCUCAUAUCCAUUUUCUACUCUAUUUAAUUUUACCAUCCUCUAUCAUUGAAAAAAUGAUUAACACAAUCUGUAUAAUUUAUGGAUUGUGUUAGUCAUUUCUUCUAUGAUAUUUGUGAGACUUUGUUUCCGUAAAUUACAUUGUAUCCAAAAAAAGUUACAAGUAUGUAUUACUUCAUACUUGUAUAAAAAAGUUGUUGGAUGGGUAAUGGCCCCCUCCAUAACUUGUAUAAAAUUUGUUUUUGUCUAAUGGUUGAGGCGAUGUUCGCUGGGAUGGGUGGCUGCGGCCCGUGUCUGCAGCGAUUUUCCGAUGAUGUUCUGUUUCCUGAGUCAGUUUCUGCAGGAAGUUGUGAGGACGGUGGUGUGUUGCGCGUGAGUGAUGACGUAUUGUUCCCGGAGAUGGCUUCCAAGUCUGGCCUUGAUGCGAGUGCGCCCUUGGUUGUCGUUGUUGCCAGCGCUUCUGAUGAUGGAGGGUCGCAAUUGGUGGAGAACGAAGAGGCAGGGUGGGCGCGGGCUCACAGUUUCCAAUUUUUGGCAAAUAAUGAUAAUUUAUUAGCUUUUAAUUUGGUGCUCUCUGGAUUUUGCUAUGCGGCUUUUCAUGUGAAGUCCACCUCUGUUUUUGCGGAUGACGGCUUGUUGGCUACUAGGGAAGGUGCUAGGGAAGGUAAUGAUGAUCCGAUCUCCUCAGCUUUUGAUGUUGGUUCUUUGAGUUUUGAUGGGUUUGGCUCUUUUCGUCCAACGCUUUCUCGCUUUGAGGUUGGUGCGUGUUUUGUGAGCGGCGGAGAUCUUGUUAGAGGCGUUAUAAUUUGUUCGGAUGCUUAUUCUAUUUCUGUGAGGGAGGAGGUUGCCUAUGAGGCUGGUGAUGUUGACUUUGUUGAUGAUCCCGCUCUGGAUUUCUCCCCUCCGAGGACUCGCCCUCGUGGUCGGCCCAAGAAAACUAAAGAGGCGAAGAUCACCUUGGGAAGUUCUCGGCGAUCUAGGGGUCGCCCUCGUAAAUAUGAGAGGUUGACUAUCGAUAUUGCGCCGGCGCCGCCUAGUCCGCCUUCCCCUUCAGGUCCUUAUUUCACGCGAGCAAAGAAGGCUUGGUGUCUGGCGCAGUUUGCAGGCAUGUCGUUCCCUGGUAGUGAUGACGAUGCCAUUCGAGGGUUGACCGAAGUUAUUAAAGAGAAUUUUCCUUCUAUGUGUUAGGUUGUUGGUGUUUUUAUCUUCUGGUUUGUUGUUUCUUUCUCUUGGUUAGUUUGGUUGUUUUUCCCAUCUUUUGGGUUGUACCCUUUCGAUUUAUUGAUUAAUAAAAUCUC
Molecule: messenger RNA, 2289 nt
Organism: Lotus japonicus
Lineage: Eukaryota; Viridiplantae; Streptophyta; Magnoliopsida; Fabales; Fabaceae
Exons: 2
Coding region: 1193-2179 (328 amino acids)
Molecular function (GO): DNA binding
Source: RefSeq, a predicted model, not a curated record